CCCUCAGAUGGCUCAGGGACAACGCGGAGGCGUUCGGCGGGGACCCGGAGUUGAUCACGAUCUUCGGCGAGUCGGCGGGCGGCAGCUCCGUGUCCCUGCACCUGAUCUCCCCCGUGACAAGGGGCCUGGUGCGCCGGGGUAUACUGCAGAGCGGCACCCUGAACGCGCCCUGGAGUUACAUGAGCGGGGAGAAGGCGAACGAGGUGGCGAGGAUACUGGUGGACGAUUGCGGAUGCAACUCGACGAUGCUGAACGAGAAUCCAGCGAGGGUGAUGGCGUGUAUGAGAUCCGUGGACGCGAAGACCAUAUCCGUUCAACAGUGGAACAGUUAUUGGGGAAUUCUUGGCUUCCCCUCGGCACCGACCAUCGACGGGAUCUUCCUUCCCAAGCAUCCUCUCGAUCUGUUGAGGGAGGCCGAUUUCAAGGACACCGAGAUACUGAUCGGUAACAACGAGAACGAGGGAACUUAUUUCAUCCUUUACGACUUCAACGAUAUUUUCGAGAAGGACCAGGCCAGUUUCUUGGAACGAGAAAGAUUCCUUGGUAUUAUCAACAAUAUCUUCAAGAACAUGUCUCAAAUUGAACGAGAAGCCAUUACUUUCCAGAGGACGAGCACCAAUCUAUGGGGUGAGUGGAUGGGCGUAUUGCACGGUGACGAGGUGGAGUACGUGUUCGGCCAUCCCCUGAACAAGUCUCUCAAGUACAGCGACAAAGAACGAGAUCUGUCCUUGAGGAUGAUACUCUACUUCUCCGAAUUCGCCUAUUUGGGAAAACCAACGAAAGAAGACUCUGAAUGGCCAUCGUAUUCGAGAGACGAACCAAAAUACUUCAUCUUCGACGCGGAGAAGACUGGUCUUGGUAAAGGGCCACGUACCACGUAUUGUGCUUUCUGGAACGAAUUUCUGCCAAAGUUGAAAGGAAUACCAGAAUCCGACCAAGUAUCCUGUCAAGAUAAACAACUAAUUUUAGAUGAGCAUAAUGAUAUUAGACAAAAAAUAAGUUUUGGAGAGAUCCAAGGAAUGCCUACUGCUGCCAAUAUGAGAGAGCUGACCUGGGACGAUGAACUUGCUGAUAUGGCGCAAAAUUGGGCAACUAAAUGUGCUGAGAUCCGCGAUCCUGUCAGACAUAUUCGGGGAUUCUAUGUGGAACAAAAUAUGCUUAAGACAAUUUCAUCGACGCAAUUCAACGAUUUACCAGACUGGCGUCAAGCGAUCUACAAUUGGUUCAACGAAGUGCAAUAUAAGGGCGGUAUUAGCCAUUACAAUCAGAUAUUCUGGGCUAAUAGUCAUUUAAUAGGCUGUGGCUACACUUACUAUUUUGAUGCGGGCCAUGGAUACAUCAAAAAUUACGUAUGCAAUUAUGCACCUGGCGACAACGUAGACGGUCAUCUACCGUAUGAGCAAGGCCAACCUGCCUGUAGCAAUUACGGGAUGACUUCUUCAAGUCGAUUCAAAGGCCUUUGUUCUGCAGGAACCAAUAAUUAUCUGGGAACCCGGUGCAAUUAAUUGCUGUUUAAAUGCUGUUUAAAUGAAAACAGAAAAACAAAAUUCACAUAUUUUUAUCAAUGAUCGAUUAAGG
Molecule: messenger RNA, 1578 nt
Organism: Apis dorsata (giant honeybee)
Lineage: Eukaryota; Metazoa; Arthropoda; Insecta; Hymenoptera; Apidae
Product: acetylcholinesterase-like
Exons: 10
Coding region: 180-1505 (441 amino acids)
Biological process (GO): choline metabolic process; acetylcholine catabolic process
Cellular component (GO): plasma membrane
Molecular function (GO): acetylcholinesterase activity
Source: RefSeq, a predicted model, not a curated record